ACAGACGCUAGUCAGUAUAGAUAUUUUAACCUCCUAGGGCUGGUUCUAAUUUACUUUGUGAAUUCAUGGGAUUCUUUAAUAUUUUUCGGAUAAAGUUGCCAAUUCAAUUGCUUAAAAAAAAUUAAUACAGUGUUAUUUUAUAAAAUGUUAAAUAUUAUUUUUUUUACUGCGUAAAGUUAGAUAUGAAAAAAAUCUUUUCCCGCCUAAAUCUGAAACUGUCACUGUCAAGUUAAUCAAGCACCACAAUGAAAUAAAACGAAACCAUAAAAUGAAAAGGAAAGGGAAAUGCGACAAUAUUUCGCUUCAAAGGAAUUAGAAACUAACUGAACAAAGUUUUUCAAUGCUUCGGUAAUUUUAUAACAAAGAGGUUAAGUGUAUUGAAGUACAUGUAUGAAUUAUGUCCCUGCUAGAGGAUGUGUUCUUGGAGGACGAGGCAGGUGAAGCUCAAGAGCUUGAGCGAGUGAUCGAAGGUGACGAGUUGGAUGACAGACCACGGUCUCCAGACAGUAAUGAAGAUAGUGAAAAGGAAGAUGAGGCUGAGGAAGACAAGAGAGUAGUAGAUCAUACAGCCAAAGCUAAAAAGGUUGUGAAAAAUCCCCGUUUUGUUCUGAACCCGGCAAGGCUUACCGGCCCAAGGGGAAUUCAGGUCUUACCUGAACAUUUCAAAGAAUUUAAAUUUAAAGGGAAAGGCCAUGAAAGAGAAGAUUUAGACCUUAUUCUCAAGAAACUAGAGCAUUGGGCCUACAGACUGUACCCUAAGUUCAAGUUUGAUGACUGCCUCAAGAAGAUUGAAACUCUCGGGAAGAAAAGACCAGUUAUGGUUCACCUCCACAAAAUUCGCACAGACCAGUAUCUCUCAGAGGAAACAGUUCAGCAGCAGGACUCCAGUGGAGAUGAGGCAGCUCCACCACAAGAGGAGGAUGAAUUUGACCGCUUGUUGCAGCAACAGAUAGAGUUGGCACGGUCCACUCCUGCUCCUGAUUCAGCUAGGAAAGAGAUGCAUACUCCAGUAUCUAAUCAUCAAAGGUCGCCCCUUAUGUUACCUAAAGUAACAUCAUCACCGUCAAUUAGUGAUGAACAAAAAGAACGAAUGAUGAGGAACCGGAGACUCGCUGAGGAAAGGCGACUAGCAAGACUCAAUAAAUCUAAUAAUUCUGACCAGAAUGCUAACCAUUCUACUGAAAUUCCAGAAAGAACUGAGGGAACAAAUAUUGAUAAUGAUGCUGUCAAUAAUGGAGAAAAAACUAAAGUUGAUACAGAAAAUGAUGUUACAGAAAACAAUGAAGAAAUAGACAUUGUACCUGUGAUAAAGAAACACAAUAGGACUAAUGUUAUUGACAGUGACAGUUCUGAUGAUGAAAACGUAUUAGCAGUAAACGAAUCCAUCACAGUUGAUGUCCACACAUCAGUUGUAAAAAAUGUUGCUAAUACUAAUGAAAAUAAUUCUGAUAAGGAGAAUAUAGUUGAAGAAGCUUUGGAAUCUGAUCAAAACGGAAUUUCUGCAAAUCUUACUACUGAUAAUUGUGAAUCUAAUGAAAACCACAAGGACAUAGAAACUGAAGUGGCUGAAAUAAAUUCAUCAAAUACUAUGAACACUAAAGAAGAUAAAUCGUAUUCUAGAAUAACAGAAAUUGUAUCGGAUAAUAGUGAUAAUAUUAUCGUAAAAGAAAAUGAUAUACCUCCAAAUACAACCAAUAAAACAGAAAAAGGGGGAAAAGAUGGUGAUCCAUUAACAGUGGAGUUAAUGGAUGUUGAUUUCACUGAUGAUUUCUAAAUAAAAAUCAAAGCAUAUGUUUUAAAAAUUUAUUGUUAGCUGAAAAUUAAACACACCAUGGAAUAUCACAGUACGAACGAUCCGCUAUGCAUGCUGUAAUAUCAAAUACGAGUAAAUAUCCAUAAAACUUAAUUACAAAAUGCUCAUCUUUGUAUCCAUGUUAAUACAACUAUACAAUUUAGUGCAUAUAUAUGCCAACAUAUUUUGCAACCAAAAAUCUAACAUAUUAUUUCACAUUCCGAAAAUUGCUACUACUUAAGCCUUAAUUAAAUACUACAUAUACAAUUUUA
Molecule: messenger RNA, 2064 nt
Organism: Cydia pomonella (codling moth)
Lineage: Eukaryota; Metazoa; Arthropoda; Insecta; Lepidoptera; Tortricidae
Exons: 5
Coding region: 398-1774 (458 amino acids)
Biological process (GO): DNA replication checkpoint signaling; replication fork processing; DNA damage response
Cellular component (GO): nucleus; replication fork protection complex
Molecular function (GO): DNA binding
Source: RefSeq, a predicted model, not a curated record